This is a messenger RNA of Cordyceps militaris CM01, 510 nucleotides long. Its product is annotated as deacylase. Gene Ontology annotation, biological process: tRNA metabolic process. The coding region runs from base 1 to 510 and encodes 169 amino acids. Gene Ontology annotation, molecular function: D-tyrosyl-tRNA(Tyr) deacylase activity. The transcript has 5 exons. Gene Ontology annotation, cellular component: cytoplasm. The record is from RefSeq and is a predicted model, not a curated record. Lineage: Eukaryota; Fungi; Ascomycota; Sordariomycetes; Hypocreales; Cordycipitaceae.
AUGAAAGCUAUAUUGCAGCGCGUUUUGUCGGGUUCCGUCACCGUCGAGAAAGAGUUGGUCUCGUCCAUUGGCCGUGGCGUCCUCGUCUUUGCGGCCGUGGCCCCGGGUGAUACCGAAAAGGAGAUGGAGUCCAUGGCAAACAAGGUCCUGCGCAUGAAGCUGUGGGACGACGAGGCCGGCGGCAGGGCACGUAUACUGCGGCUCGUUUCCGGUUGGAAGAAGAAUGUAACGGACAUCAGCGGCGAGGUGCUGUGCGUAUCGCAAUUUACUCUCUUGGCUAAGACGACAAAGGGCACGAAGCCCGACUUCCACGGCGCGGCCAACCCGGAAGAAGCCCGGCGCCUCUAUCAGUACUUUGUCGAAAAGGUACAAGCUGGCUACCAAGCAGACCGUGUCAAGGACGGCGUAUUUCAAGCCAUGAUGGAAGUUGCCCUGGUUAAUGAUGGACCGGUCACCCUGGAACUCAAUGUCGGCGGCAAGGCCGCGCAAGAGAACGGUAAAAAGGAGUGA